UGUGUUCUAGCAAACCAUUUGGUUGACCCGGCCGAUGCAAGGCAUACUGGUUUGAAUAAACUAGGCUACAGUUCGAUGAUCUGGUGAUCGACGUAUUCUUAAUCUUCACACUAGUAGUAUUAUUAAACUUUAGUUGGCCAAAACAGGGUGAAAAGAGCACGAAAACAUGGUCGCGACUCAAGAACGAGAAACAUGGGUUGGAAAGCUUGAUUUUAUUCUCGCUUUAAUUGGAUUCUCUGUUGGACUUGGGAAUAUCUGGCGUUUUCCAUAUCUAUGCUAUAAAAAUGGUGGAGGUUGRUUUCUGAUUCCAUACUUCAUCUGCCUUGUUUUGGCUGGUGUUCCUCUACUUAUCCUUGAAGUUUGUCUAGGACAGUUUAUGAGUCAAGGUGGUAUCACUGCAUGGAAAAUAUGUCCUAUAUUUCAAGGUAUAGGUUAUGCCAGUGUGGUAAUUGUCCAGUACUUGAAUAUCUACUACAUUGUCAUUCUUGGUUGGGCGUUCUACUACAUGUUCCAUUCCUUCACUGCAACUUUACCCUGGUCUCACUGUGAUAAUGAUUGGAACACCCCUCUCUGCCAUGUGGGCAAAAAACUAGUUGCAAUGAAUAAAACCUUCAAUGCCACCAUGAACAAUUCAGUUGUUCUUAAGUAUAAUACUACAAUGGUUGAAGAGAACACUAAUUCACCUAUAAUGGAAUUUUGGAACUACAAGGUUCUUAACAUCUCUAAUGGUCUUGACGAAAUAGGAACUAUCAACUGGCAAAUGGCUUUGUGUUUGUUGCUUGGAUGGGUUGUCUGCUAUUUGUGUGUCUGGAAAGGAGUCAAAUCAACAGGAAGGGUUGUAUAUUUUACAGCAACUUUCCCUUAUGUCCUUCUCACCAUCAUCUGUGUAAGGGCUGUCACUCUAGAUGGUGCUGCAACUGGAAUUAAAUUCUAUCUCCUUCCUGAUUGGUCCAAGCUUGCAGUGGGUCAGGUUUGGCUUGAUGCAGCAACACAAGUUUUUUUCUCCUAUUCUAUUGGAUUAGGCACUCURAUUGCCCUUGGAAGUUAUAAUAAGUUUAAGAACAACUGUUAUAGGGAUUGCAUUAUUUUUGCCUGUGUGAACAGUGGAACUAGUUUUUACGGAGGUUUUGUAAUCUUCUCUGUUCUUGGAUUCAUGGCAGAGAAGCAAGGAGUUCAUGUGAAAGAUGUAGCCGAGUCAGGUCCUGGCCUGGCGUUUAUAGCCUACCCUGCUGCCGUUGCCGAGAUGCCCAUUUCCCCACUUUGGUCCAUCCUCUUCUUCUUUAUGGUCAUUCUGCUGGGAUUGGAUAGUGAGUUUGUGGGAGUUGAAGGCUUUGUGACUGCCAUCGUGGACAUGUUUCCAGGAUAUCUGAGAAGGGGAUAUCGMAAAGAGAUUUUUAUAGGAAUUAUGUCAAUAAUAUGGUUUCUUAUUGGACUCCUCAUGGUUACUGAGGGUGGCAUGUAUGUGUUUCAYCUAUUUGAUAAUUACUCUGCCAGUGGAAGUGCCCUUCUAUGGGUUGCUCUCUUUGAAAGCAUAGGUAUUGGAUGGGUUUAUGGUGCUGAAAGGUUUUAUCAAAACAUGGAGGCUAUGAUUGGAUUUAGAGUGAGCCCAUACCUGAAGAUCUGCUGGAUAUUCUGCACACCAAUUUUUUGCUUGGCGGUGUUUAUCUUCACCCUGGUGACCUAUGAACCAUUGGUUUACAACAAGACCUACAAGUAUCCUGCAUGGGGUGAAGCUAUCGGCUGGAUUCUUGCCAUGUCAUCCAUAAUUUGCAUUCCCYUUGUUGGCAUCAUCAAUAUGAUGAAAGCCAGUGGAGAUUUCAUUGAUCGUCUUAGAGUUGUCACCACACCAGUCGGAAUCCCACCAGGUCGUGACGUCACUAGUUACUCUGAAACUAACGAUACUUUUAAGAACCCCAUGGAGCUUAACACCAAYAUGUAGUCAUGGCAACUACUUUCUCAGCAUGGGAAUUAUUGUAGAUGUAAGCAAGAUGAUACUUCAGAUACAAGUGAAAGAAGAAUGUAUUAACCAUUUAGUCCAAGCAUUGUUUUUGUGUUUAGCUUUUAGUUUUUGUGGCGUUCAUGUGUGUAAUUUGAUUUUCUUUACUUUGUUUUAAAGUUUUCGUUUUGCUGAUUUUUAAUAUUUUAAAUUUAAUUUAAAUGUAAAUUUUAUUUACAUUUUAACCGUUCAGACAGAUGUCAGACAUAUUUGCUCUGUGAGUGAAUUUUUGUUGCCUUUGAAAAAAUAGCAUUGGAAAUCACUCUAGCCCAAAUUACAUUUGUGUAUGUGUGUGUUCACAAGUAAUAAAAUAAUUAUUAGUGUCAAGCUUUCAGUUUUUAAAACAAAAAAUUUAAUUAAGGCAAUUGUAAAUUGGUCUAAUGUUUGUCUAAUAGCACUCGUAACUACAGCUAGCACAAAAACACAUUGCUGGGCAUUUGUAUUUAUUCAAUAAUAUUGAUAAACAUUAGGAAAUGUGUAACUAGGGUAACAAUAUAUUCAUGAAAGUAGAAUAAUCCAGUUUUGAUACUCUGGUUGAGUGGCCAUGAGAAGCAAGGUAAAGUGAACUUUUGUUUAUGGCAGUUGAACCAAAUUAUCAAAAGUGGACUAUUGUACUUUAAAUAAUGAUAUAACCAUAACACUAAGUGUUUGUAAGAUAUAAUCCUCGCAUUGUAUAGGAAUUYUAUUAAUUGUAAUUAAUGUUAAUUUUAUUUGGUAACCAUCAUAGGUUGCAAAGUGUUAGAACUUGCCAGCACUGGUCUAAGGAUAAUUUUCAUUUUGUUUAUAUAAAGACGGCAUUUAGACUCAUACUGUUGGUAUCUGCAAGGACACCAACUGAUCCAAUUCAACUAAUCUAGAAGUGAAUAUCAGUGACCUAAACCACCAAUUGCUAUCCCUUAUACUAAGCACUAGAUUGACGAGGGUAGAACAAGCCUUUUCGAAAACAUAUAACUUUCCAAUCUUCAACUGAGAAGUGAAAAUCAUUCUUAGCAAGUGACAGAAUUGUGAAGUGAGCAUUGAGUUAAUAAUGAAAUAUUUAUAGAAGUCAGUAAAACACGCAAGUAGUUUUAUUUAUAGAUYUUAAAUAACAGUCAUGCUGGAAACACUUAAUCUGUGAAACAUAUAAAGGAGUGUUUCAUAGAUAUCGCUUUUGCWCAUGAACAACAAUAUAUAUUCAUUUUUUUCUUUCUUUUUAAUCUCGGUUUCUCAUUUUCUUUCAUUCUUUUUCCUAUCAUUUUUUUUCUCUCUAUUGCACAGAUUUAUCAUMUUCCUUCAUUAUUUUUUUACAAGAAAUUGUUAAAGGAAUGUUAGUGUUAGAACAGUUUGUUUACAAGUUAGUAAUGUAGAAUGAAUUAUGUUAAGCAAACUGGUGAGGUCCUGUUUUAGUUAAGAGUGUGUCUGUAAGUUUUUUGAAUCUCAKCGUGUGCAAUUGAAUUUUCCUUUACUUUUAAGCACAAGGUAAAUCUUAAAAUAUUGUCACCAAAAGAAGUUAUACUCAAUUAGAGUGUGCUAAAUUGAGGCUUUUGUUGCAUCAUGAUUGUUUUGGAACACAUUUAGMGACACUGUCUUAUGCAUUACAGGGCCUUUGAUAUAAAAUAAAAUAAUUCCUACAUUAAUUAUCAAUCUUGUUUGGAAUCAUAAGUUCAGUUUUAGUUGUAAGUAUACUCAAUAUAAUUAUGAGUAGUUUUAGUAAGUGCGCUAAGAAUCAGCACUGAUUGAAUUAUUAGUAAUUAACUUGUACUUGUUAAUAAARGUAAUAAAGUGUAAUGCUGAUUUUA
Messenger RNA from Exaiptasia diaphana, 3774 nucleotides. Its product is annotated as sodium- and chloride-dependent GABA transporter 2. The transcript is spliced from 13 exons. The record is from RefSeq and is a predicted model, not a curated record. Gene Ontology annotation, biological process: sodium ion transmembrane transport. Gene Ontology annotation, cellular component: membrane. Lineage: Eukaryota; Metazoa; Cnidaria; Anthozoa; Actiniaria; Aiptasiidae. Bases 167 to 1939 code for a protein of 590 amino acids.